UGGAAUCCUCUUCGGUUCUAGUUACGUCUGAUAAAAGGAAAACUUUUGAUUCAGUUGAUUCGGUUUCUGUUCACCUGUUCAGGUAAAGACAUCUACAGGAAAGUCCAGGGCCGAGACCGUCGCGCGCCCUCCAAUAUCAUCAGCAUCACAGAUGGAGUGUGUGAGGAGGCUUUGACAAAGAAGGAGGAAGAAGAGAGGCGGAUUGCGGAGAUGGGACGACCAAUGUUGGGCGAACACGUCCGUCUUGAAGUUAUCAUUGAGGAAUCAUAUGAGUUCAAGAGCACGGUGGAUAAACUCAUCAAGAAGACCAAUCUGGCUCUGGUCAUUGGGACGAACACCUGGAGGGAGCAGUUUGUGGAGGCCAUCACUGUCAGUUCAGGUGAUGAUGAUGAUGACGGUGGUGAAGAAAAAAUGCCCUCCUGUUUCGAUUACGUCAUGCACUUCCUGACGGUCUUCUGGAAGCUUCUAUUUGCCUUUGUUCCUCCGACGGACUACUGGAACGGCUGGGCAUGCUUCGUCGUCUCCAUUAUUGUCAUCGGCAUGCUGACCGCCAUAAUCGGAGACCUGGCCUCACAUUUUGGCUGCACGGUCGGCCUCAAAGACUCAGUUACUGCGGUGGUCUUUGUUGCUUUGGGGACUUCAGUACCAGACACCUUCGCCAGUAAAUUGGCCGCCAUCCAGGACCAAUACGCCGACGCCUCCAUUGGGAAUGUCACUGGAAGCAAUGCUGUCAACGUCUUUCUUGGAAUAGGUGUGGCGUGGUCCAUUGCUGCCAUCUACCAUUACAGCAAAGGGCAGGAGUUUAAGGUGGACCCAGGAACUCUGGCCUUCUCUGUAACUCUCUUCACCAUCUUUGCAUUCAUAUGCAUUGCUGUCCUGAUUUACCGGCGCCGACCAUCCAUCGGAGGGGAGCUUGGUGGUCCACGAAUUCCUAAAAUCCUCACCACUACCCUGUUCUUUAGCCUGUGGUUGAUGUACAUCGUCUUCUCAUCGUUGGAAGCUUACUGCCACGUUAAGGGCUUCUAGAAGUUCUGCUUCGAACUGAAAUUCAGGUUCUGAUGGAUUCUUAUUGGUUCCAUUCAAUUCCUGCAGGUUCUAACAGGUUCCUAUAAUGUGUGUUUUUUGAAAGGUUACUAGGGUUUGUAAGAGAGUCUGAUGAAUUAUGGGUUCCUACAGAUUCCGAUGAUUCUGGCCUCGUAACCCUAGGCAGGAUUUGUCAGAUUGCUGUAACAAAGAGGUUUGAGUCAUUUCUGCUGGUUUCUUUGACGUUCUGUUAUUUUAUUUCUGAGCUUCUUUUGGAAUGCUCGGUCCCAUUUUUAGCUGCGGUUACUGGUGUGUUGGAAUUUUUUAGUGGUGUUGUUAAACAGCCAGUUUUUGGUGUUCUGCUCUCUGCCGAACCAUUU
Messenger RNA from Cyprinodon variegatus (sheepshead minnow), 1403 nucleotides. Its product is annotated as sodium/calcium exchanger 1-like. The coding region runs from base 211 to 1026 and encodes 271 amino acids. Gene Ontology annotation, cellular component: postsynapse; axon; sarcolemma. The record is from RefSeq and is a predicted model, not a curated record. Gene Ontology annotation, molecular function: calcium:sodium antiporter activity. Gene Ontology annotation, biological process: sodium ion transmembrane transport; calcium ion import across plasma membrane. The transcript has 5 exons. NCBI's taxonomy places the organism in Eukaryota, Metazoa, Chordata, Actinopteri, Cyprinodontiformes, Cyprinodontidae.